CCUGAUAACCAGUGGAUAGGAAGUUGCACUUCCUUGGGUCAAACUCACCUUUUGAGUUGGGUGGGGAAGGGAUUUUGAGGGCCCUUAAAUUGAAAAAAGGAGGUUGAUUGUACCUUUCACUUAGUCAUAUUGUGUAAGCACUUCACCCCAAAGGAAUUAAAUUGUUCCUGGCUCUCAGUUGUCAUUGUAGGGCCUUUUGAAAGGCACAGGGAAAGUGUUGGAAGCAGUGGCUGAGUUGCAGUUCAGCUUAAUCACCCAGGGAAGGGCUGUUACCCUAACAGGAUGAGAGCCUGGAGAAUCAGGCACUUGGUAACUUCAAUUUUUCUCUUCCUCUUGCACAGAAGUAGCACAGGCAGAAUAUGACAAAAACUAGAAAAUCCUGGAUUUCAAGACACCAUCCCAUAGAAACUGUACCUAAUUAUUUUAGACCAUGGCUUGGAAAAAUUUUAUAGUGCUAUUUUUAGAUAAUCAUUGCUUAAUAAUGGAAAUAAAGAUGUGAGAAAUGUGAUGUUUUGUGUGGGGUUUGGCUGUACAUGGAAGAUUGAGACAGAGGUGAUGCUGUUCUGUUUUAUGACAUGCUCGGUUUGGAGACUGAAAAGCAGAGCCUUUUAAAUACUAGUUCAAAGGCUGAGCAAAAUGGUUGGGAUUUAUCUUGCAGAUCAGAUUCCCAAAGGUUGCCUUGCUUCAGCCUGGGAGGCAGCACAGGUUUUUCCCUCCCCUCUCUGUUCCAUCUUUCCUGUAAAUUGGCAGAGGGCCUUGGAAAGUGCUGGACUAUUCCCAUCAGACACCAGUGAGGGCUCAGCAGAAGCUCACCAGCACAGUACAGAAACCCCAGAUCUGUGACCAGGCUGCCAUUCCCAAACGAGCUGGGCUUUGUUGCGAGCAGGAGCGUUCCGGAAUGUGCAUGGGGAGCAGGAACAAUAACUGGGGUGAGUGCUGCUGGGAAUGCAGCUGACUGCUCGGGGCUCCUGCUCUUCUCUUGCAGAGGACAGCCAUGGGGGAGGCAGCACCAGCUGAGCCCAGGGGUGCUCGCAGGCAGCUCUUUGAUCCGCGCAUGAGGAGCAGGGCCAGGAGGCUGGGGACGUUCCGGCAGUGGCCCCACGACGCCCCGGUGUCUGCCCAAGCCCUGGUGGAGGCUGGCUUCUUCUAUGUGGGCCCCACGGAUGAAGUGCAGUGUUUCUGUUGUGGGGGUGUCCUGACGGAAUGGAGACGUGGGGAUUGCCCCCUCAGGGCGCACCUGACUUACUUCCCUUCCUGUGAAUACCUCAGCGAUGAGCGUGUGGGGAUCCAGGAGGUGCUGAGCUCCCUGCAGGAUGUCUUGGAUGCUGUGGAUGGGCAGAUCCUGAGCGUCUUGCAGGGGGUGGGCAGAGAGGAGCCAGCCCUGCCCAAUGACCCAGAGUACCCUGACAUGGAGAUGGAGGAGAUGAGACUGUCUACAUUUGAGAACUGGCCACAAGAUUCCACCGUGGACCCAGAGCAUCUGGCUAGAGCAGGAUUCUUUUACACAGGAGAAGGAGAUCUGGUGAAGUGCUUUUACUGUGAUGGAGAGAUGAUGAACUGGUCCUCUGGAGAUGAUCCUUGGAGGGAACAUGCCAGGUGGUACCCAGAGUGUGGAUUUGUACUGCACUCAAUGGGGACAGAAUUUGUUAGCAGCAUUCAGGAAAGCCUUUCUACCUCUCCACUGACUCCAAGAGAUUCCUGGGAUGAGGCUGAGCAAGAAUCCUCUCCUUCCCAAGGUCCUCUGAGGGAUUGGGGAUUGCGGGCUCAUCCUUCUGAGGAGCAGAGUCUCAUAGUGCAGAAUGUCCUGCAGAUGGGCUUUGACCCCACCUGGGUGACAAACCUGGUAGAGAAUAAAUUUGCACAGACUGGGACUUUCUACCUGUCCGAGUCUGAGCUGGUUUCAGACCUGGUGCACUCAGGCUGUGGGGCCAGCAGCAGCCCAGGAGAAAGCAGAGGCGCUGUUCAGAGAGAGACUGGAACAUCAAGACGAGAAAUGCGAUCUGUGCAGCAAAAGGAAUCAGAUGGGUCUCAGCUGAGCACAGAAGAACAGCUCCGCCGCCUGCAAGAGGAGAGGAUGUGCAAAGUGUGCAUGGACAAGGAUGUGUCUGUUGUGUUUGUCCCCUGUGGCCACCUGGUAGCCUGUGCAGAAUGUGCCCUCAAUUUGAGGCGCUGUCCCAUCUGCAGAGCUGCCAUCCAGGGCAGUGUGAGAGCUUUCAUGUCCUGACCAUGAUGCACCCAAGGGGAAAGAGAGGUCCAUACAGCUCAUUUAUAACUCAGCAGAGGGAGAAAAUAAGUAAAUAGUUUGCUGGAGCAAUCUUAUUUGCAGGGUAGCUUGGCAUAAGUGUAAGAACUCACUAAAUGUGUCUCCCUUGCACAGUGUUCCUGGAAAAACUGCUGGUUUCAUCUACUCUUGCUUUAGGACUGCUCCAGGAAAACUCUGUUGGAUUCUUCUGCCCUCCAAAAUGAGGUUUUUAUUGACAGAUUCUAUUUUUCAACAUUUUUGUGUUCUCAAGUGAAUCUUUGCUCUCUGUAUUGAAAUCAAAGACUGUUUUCAGCAGAUUCUGUUUCUCACUCACUUAGCAGAACAAUCUCUAGACAGCUGGUAGGGAUUCCUUCAGGAAGUCUGAUUAAAAAUGGGAGUAUUUUUUUGUAUAGAAUGCAUUCCGUUGAGAUGAGAAUACUCAGCAGUAAUGUAUUGUGAGGGAGGGAGAAUCUACCUUUUUCUCCCCUUUU
Catharus ustulatus (Swainson's thrush) is the source of this 2733-nucleotide messenger RNA. RefSeq names its product baculoviral IAP repeat containing 7 (gene BIRC7). NCBI's taxonomy places the organism in Eukaryota, Metazoa, Chordata, Aves, Passeriformes, Turdidae. The record is from RefSeq and is a predicted model, not a curated record. Bases 995 to 2224 code for a protein of 409 amino acids. Gene Ontology annotation, biological process: regulation of cell cycle; negative regulation of apoptotic process; positive regulation of protein ubiquitination. Gene Ontology annotation, cellular component: cytoplasm; nucleus. Gene Ontology annotation, molecular function: cysteine-type endopeptidase inhibitor activity involved in apoptotic process; ubiquitin protein ligase activity. The transcript is spliced from 7 exons.